This is a messenger RNA of Phytophthora nicotianae INRA-310, 1689 nucleotides long. RefSeq lists its product as hypothetical. Bases 1 to 1689 code for a protein of 562 amino acids. Lineage: Eukaryota; Oomycota; Peronosporomycetes; Peronosporales; Peronosporaceae. The record is from RefSeq and is a predicted model, not a curated record. The transcript is spliced from 5 exons.
AUGGCUCAAGGGCUCGACUCGUCACUACUUUACUGCUACGCUUCGCUCAUGGCUUUGAACGCUUUUGUCGCGUUUUAUCACAUUCAAUUUCGCUGGAACGAGUCCACGCUUCAUCAUAUUCUGAAAGAUUCCAUAGUGGAUGCAGCGUUUGCCGUCUUCUUUCCGGCUCUCAUUCUGCUGUACUCUCUGUCCGUCUUUCAGGAUGAUCUUAAAUCCGUGAAAAUCCGCCAGCAGUUCUUCCCACCUCGUGUGUUUGAGCGCAAAGCUCGCAACCUGGUCAACGCGAAAGAGCUCAACAUGUUCAGUACCGACUUCGAAAGUCUUCUGGUUUACAGCGAAUGGGACGUGUUCCUCAAACUGAGUUUCAGUCUGCUAGCGUGUAUUCGCUGGAACAAGAUCACGCAUCUGCUUCUUCAACGCGAGCAUAAAAAUCCAAAACCACAAGAAAAAUCUACAGAACGGGAACAAAAAUCACCUACAAAAAGAAAUUAUGAUGCCGUGGCUCCACUACGGACACUGGUUGGACUUUGUUUCUUAAUCUACGGCGUCGGGUGUCUCGUAUACACUGGAAUAUCCAUAAAAGUAUCUCAAUCGUCCUGUUUGCGAUACCCAACAUGCGUCCAAUUCGCUUAUCGAUGGCUUCCUGGCGGCUCAACGGAUAUUUGUGAAUGUCUGGCGUACGUCGACCGCGAUUUGGCACCAGCAGAUGCUGAAAAUCUGACAGAUAUUACCGACACACUGGCAUUCUUAGCGUCUGCGGGGAAGCUUCAAACCAUACAGCUCGUGAACCGCAGGAUCAAUGGAUCGCUUCCAGACGAACUUAAAAAUUGUCAAUCCCUUCGAAAUGUGGUUUUGAUUCACACUGGAGUCGAAGUAUUCCCAGCCUGGGUUUCGGCAUCUUUUUCCAAGCUAGAAUAUCUGCAUGUUGAAGGCGAGUCAACAGAUACGAAUCUUGUGGAGCUACCGAGUGAUCUCUUUACCUCCAUGGCAAAUCUCCACACAAUUCACCUUUCGUACCAUGCCAAUCUCCCAAGUCUCCCCUCUAUGACUGGUCUGAAAACCCUCGAAAGCGUAUAUUUUGGAUUCCUCGAUUCCAUCAAAGCGAUCCCUUCAACCGGAGAUCUCCCAGAGAUCCAAGUGGUGGCAUUGGAGGGUCUCCCACUCGUCCGCUCGCUUCCAAAUGUUGCACAGUACGAGAGUACACUCGAGAUGGUGUUCGUACAAGAUGUUCCAGCCUGUUGUAGCGGAUUCCUGAGUGAUGGUGACUGUAACACAACCUUUCCAAGUUGUUGUGGAGAGUUCGGAAGUAAAAAUGGCAGCGAUACUGGCAGUGUCUUACCUCCCACUUGUAUCAUUCUCCCUGAUGAAGAAUCUUUACUACCGACGAAUACAACCCUGUCGCUUCUCAGUCAAUUUGCUGCCAACGUUUCCAACUUUUGUGAAGCAGAACAGGCAACAUGUCCAAAUACUAUUAAAUCUAAUAAGCGUCGUGAGAAGGAUAUCUGUCAAGGUGUACUCUAUCGCGAGUGUUCGUCACUGUCUGAAGGACCAGGAAUGUGCUUCAACGAGGAUAUGGGGCGUGUCCAGUGCACAUACUCGCAAUCGAUCAUCGACAUGCGGAAGGCUGAAAUUGCAGCUGGAUGUAGCUGUGAUGAGGUGGAGGAACAAUGGCUCGGAUGUACAGCAUGA